AAGGACCGCCGCUCCGGAGCCCGCCGGAGCUAUCCGUGUGGCGCCGAGAGCCGCCGCUUGGGAUAUGCGACGGGAAACCCCCGCCACAGCGCAGGCAGCGGCCCCGCGGCGCCGGGGAGAGCCCAGCGAGAGCAGGUAGGCAACCGGCGGCCGCGGGAGGAGACGCCCCCCUGCGCCACCUCUGCCCGGCGUCCAGCCCGGGAGACCGGAGCUUUGUGGUGUGCUCGGUACCGCCGGGGGUAUGGAUUCGGUCCCACAUUUUGCCCGCUGAUCGUUUGCCUGUUGCUCUUGUCCCCAUCCCGUCCUGCGCUCCAGGAGGGGCCGUCUUUCUCGCAGGUGAUGAAUUUCUCUGCAAGGUCAUUGCUCCCUUAGGCUCUGGCUUUGAAGAUUGAUCCUUCAGAGGAAUCGUCCCUGACUCCGUCCCUACACUGAGCUAAAACUGCUUCCCAGGUGGAACACUGUUCCGGGGAGAGCUCUGAGGAUUUCCUGAAGAAGAAUUCCAUGGGGACUGUACCUGACCCUUUGAGAUCAGCUAAAACUUCCUUGAUCACAGCUUCUGGAAAAGAAGAGGAUCUAGAAGAAGUGCAGCCUGCCUCCCCUCGGUCUCCACCAGCCGUCUUGUGUGAGAACACCAAUGGCCUUUCCAGCACUCCCGCAGAGCCAGACCUCAGCCCCAGUGCAGCUGCUGAGGUCCUGAUGCAGGCCUUUGAGCAUGAGACCACCCAGCCAGACAUGUCUUCUCCUGGUGUCUUCAAUGAGGUGGAAAAAGUGUCUCCUCCAUGCAGUUCUGACAAUACCCAGCUGCCAGGAAGCAGUGAGCCCACAGCACCAGCCCCAUGUUCUGCAGCAGGAAAGGAUCUCAUAGAUGAAGCAUUUACAAUGCCAGCCAACCAACACACCCACCAGGCGACCCCAAGUGACCAGCUCAAUGCCAGCCCCUUAUCAGGACCUGAAGAUACUCUGCUGAAAACACAGAGAACCACGGAUGGGGAGAUUCUUGAAAAACCUGAAAAGUCACAUUGCCCUGUGGGAAGCACCCAGAGCAACAGCAAAAACCAAGUGCCCUGUGAUUUUUCUUCUCAAAAAACAAUCCAGGGAAUGCUGCAGACUGCAAAUACAGCAGCCAAGGUGUUCAGUCACCCCUCGUCUCCUGUAGGCCAACCCAAAGGGGCAAGGCCAGGAGCCAUAUGCGACUCCCAGACAAGGUCCUGUGACUCUCCCGCGAAAGAAGGAUGUUCAGGGAACAAACAGCCCUCAGCCACCACCUCAGACAGCCAGUCUGUGACUUCUGUGACACCUCAACCACCCCACCUCACUAGCAAAGUCUCCACACGUCCUCCAGAUCAGGUGUCAAGGUUCAAAGAAGCAAGUACAAUGACCAACGAAGCUGCAAGUGAGGUCACGGAAGCUCCCGACAGGGCUCGGCAAGAUGCUGGGGUGCAGGCAGUGGCAAGUGUGGAGAGCAGAUCGGUCUCCACCAGCCCCAGCAUCCUCGCUGCAUUCUUAAAGGAAACCCCAAUUCCUGAGCGUUUGGAACAAGAGCAGCUGCGUGUCAUUUGCAAUGGCAGCGGCAGUGGGAGCCACACGCUGGAGCUAUCUGACAACAUCCACUCCCCACAAGGGUCAGGUCCGUGCCCCGGCAUCAUGCCAGAAGUGCACAUCCAGGCAGCUGCUGCUGUUUCCACAGCUCUCCAAGGGGAAUGCAAAUUGGUGAGCUUACCGAGCGAGGUCCUUAAGAUCUCAUCCAUCACCGUGGCAUCCGGUAAUACUCAGGAUCUGUGUAAGGAAGAUACAGGGUCUGCGGGAAUGACCCCAGCAAGGGAAGAGCCCACCUCUAAACAGCUUUCAGGUGUGAAUUCUAGGUCCCUGAAAGCCAGCCCCACUGACCAGAUUUCUUUCAGUGCGGGAAGUCAAACGGAAACAAAUCAUGAAUUGAGGAAAGUUGAAACCAAGCCAUCUGAGUUUGCAGUGAAAACCACAGAUGGUCACGAAACAAACCCAGACUGCCAACUCUCUGACUCUUGUGGUCCUGCCAACAAAGCCGACCAGCCCGGGAGCCUGGAUCCCACUGACAAAGGAGAUGCAAGAGAGAAGCAGCCGGCAUCUCCUCAGAUAGUAAAACAAGAAUGUAGAGGCACCGAUAUCCUUGAUGCCAGGGCCAGGGCAGAGGCCAAAACCCUGCUGCUCAAUCCUAAAUCUCAAGAAAGUGGAGGCACUGGGUCAGCUGCUAGUCCUACGCCCUCCCCAGUGAGGAAGAACCAGGAGGGUACCCUGGAGGAAAAUAGACAGACCAAGACAGCCACCAGCCUGAGCCUCCCAUCCGAUUCCAUGGGUGACUCCAGUCCAGGUUCUGGCAAGAGGACCCCUUCUCGCCUGGUCAAAGCCAGCCCACGGCGGGCCAGCCGAGUCAGCGAGUUCCUCAAGGAGCAAAAGUUAAAUGUGACCGCGGCUGCCGCCCAGGUGGGACUCACCCCAGGAGAGAAGAAAAAGCAGCUGGGUGCCGACUCCAAGCUGCAGUUGAAACAGUCCAAGCGUGUUAGGGACGUCGUGUGGGAUGAGCAGGGCAUGACCUGGGAAGUGUAUGGUGCCUCCCUGGACCCAGAGUCCCUGGGUAUCGCAAUCCAGAACCAUCUACAAAGACAAAUCAGGGAACAUGAGAAAUUAAUCAAAGCUCAAAACAGCCAGACCCGGAGAUCCAUUUCCUCAGAUACUUCUUCAAAUAAAAAGCUCAAAGGAAGGCAGCACAGUGUUUUACAGUCCAUGCUGCAGAACUUUCGACGCCCCAACUGCUGUGUUCGUCCUGCCCCUUCUUCUGUGCUAGACUGAAAGAGAAUGUGUAUGGGAACCCUUGUGUAUAUUUAUGGUAUUCCUAAGUGUCUCUAUUUGUCAAAGCUUACUUAGUUUUUGUUUUUUGGUUUUGUUUUUUGGUUUUUUUGGAGAGACCAGGAAGACAAGCAAGAAUCAACUAUUGGAAGUUGCUAUUAAGAAUUGUUGGGUCCUUUGAUUGGGGCUCCAUAAAUAAAAAUAUCAUUUCAAUUUGAAAGAAAGAACAAAAGAAAAGAAGAAAGCUCCACUGAAGGUUAAUGACCCUAAUUAAGAGGAAAUAACAUUCACUGGAUUUUUUAAUAUGAUGUUACUUAUAGAACUAGCACUAUCAUUAAAUACGUGUCACUUUGUAUUACUGCCUCGACAUAUCACACUGUGGUGUUUCCACUAAAAUCCCUGCUUAAUAUUAAAACUAGCAAAAAUACUGUUAUACUUUCUAGUCAUAUUGCAAUAAGAAUGCUAUUACCACACAGAAUUUAAGUAGACGAUAAGAACUAUAAUGUAAAACUGUGAAAUAAAUUCAACUUGCUCUUCAGCCAGAUGACAUUAAGGAAAAGCAUUUAAAUGCAUACAAUACCAAAUGAAUUAAUAUUUGUCAACAUCUGCAGAUAACUGUUUUGGUAAACCUUGUUAUAUCGUCAAUCAAUGUAAGAAAGUUAUGUUAGGAAAAUUAGCUGAGCUUUUGAAUAUGAAUACUGCCCACAUAAAACUUGAAUUUAUAUCUACAGAUUUUCCUGCACUGAAGGCAAGGGGCGUCUCUAUGAUUCUGACAAGAUGAAAUUCUUAUUUCUUUAGAGGAAGUACAUGCAACUGAAUUCUUGGAAAGAGUCAUCAAGUUAUUAAAUAUACUAAAGUUUAUGUAGUACAGGUGUUCUCCAAAAACAUUCUGCUGAGUGUGUUAAGGUUUCUGUGUUGAAACCUUUUCUGUGUCAAAAAAAGGAAGUAACAAAAGCAAUGGGUCUAAUUUCAACACCUAUAAACAGGAUGCAGUUUGUGUUUUCCUUUUGACUUGCUUGUGCAGUAGCUUCUAAUAGAAAAUGUAGUGAACACCAAAUAGAACACAAACUUCCUCAUGUUUUUGUAGGUAGACUAAUAUCAUCUAGUUGCUUAAAUUUCUCAUCUGUAGUAUACAGGUAGCCUCUGUCAACUUACUGAUUUUAACAGAAAUACCAUUGUGUCUCAUCCUUCAAACCCAGUAAAAAAAAAAAAAAAAAGAGGUCCUUACUAAAACCUGGUUUGAGCUUCCAGUGGGCUAUAGAUUUUGAAACCAUAGGCACCUGUUUGAGCUCGGCGCUCACCUACCUCCAGAAGAGGAGGUUUUCAUUUGUACCCAUGAGUGUCUUGCAGGGCACUGGGCUGGGAUGACCAGUAGUGGCUUGAGAGUUGGAGGGGUGUGGAAAAGGGAGAUGAGGCAGGGCCCUGGAAAAGUUUCCCCUCCUAGAUUCAUGGAGAGAGAUUGCUCGUCUCCACCUUGCAUUUAGAAAGUCAGAUUGUUAAACGUGGAAGGGGUGCUCCCUGGUUGCCUUCUCUGAGCUCAUUCCCCUCGAUGAGCCAGAAAAGAGCGUCUAUCCAUGUAUUCUCUCUCUCUGGUGACGCAUAAAUGGCGUUUGUGCAGUAAACUCAAAACCUCUGUUUUGGCUUCUAUUUUUGUUAAUUCUCUUUUGCAGAUUCUGAGCAUAUAGGGAAAAAUCUUUUGUGCCUGAGCUUUAACACUACAUGCUAAACAGAGCACAACCCAAAUUAGUAAAUAGCCCCUGGUUUCUUUUAAAGCAAUAGGACUGUAGAUGACAACUGCAUAAAUGGACUGCAGCCCCAGUACUCUUAGAGCCUAAGAAUGGUAAAAUCACAGUGGUUACAUUUGGAGCCACCCUUUGAAUUUUUUAAUUAGGCACAUUUUCCCAUUUCUUACCAACUGGCCCCUAUUAAGAAUACUACCUACAGUAGAAAUUGCCAUCAGAUUAUCAAUCAAAUUACUGUUAAGGAUUAGAGAUGUAGUCUAAAACUCUCUCUUUGGCUUCGAAUACCCGUUUGUAGCAGUGUUCGUGUGGCUUCUGUUGGAGAUGCUUUUGCCAGGGUGUCGUGUCCCUCCUACCCCUUCCUCACUGCCUGUCUCCCUCACACGUUGGCAUAUGUGCUGUGUACACACAGAGAACACCCUGUGUACACAGCAGCAGCUGUCAGCAGCGCCCGCUCCAGAUGGGUGGGCCCCAGGUAAUCCUCGGCUGUGUAGGGGCCAGAACAGGCUGUUCCUGUAUUAAAAUAGGGGGAAAGGAAGAAUUUCGCAUCUGGUAGUAAUAUUUAUUCUUAUGAGGUUAGAGUAACCACGUGAAUUAGAAAUACUGAAAUUAGAAAUGUAUAAUUAUACAUUUAUAAAUUAUAAAUGUAAGCUUAUAAAUUGUAAAUAGCUCAAGUUAAAAAUGAGGCAGAGGCCUAAGAGAGUUGUAGACCUUUGUCGCACAUUAAAUUAAAAGAAAAUCACAUUAAGUUACUUAAAACUAAAUGUAGCGUUGCGGUGUGCCUCUCAUAGUAAAACCUAAGAUCUGAUUUAGUAACUUUGGUUUUCUUUGGUACUGGAAUUAGCCUUUCCUUCUUAAUCUUUAUUUAUUUAUUUAUUUAUUUUUACUUUUCACUUUUACUUCUGCCACACUCUAGAGCUUGUCACAAAAUAGUAUAAAACUUUUCUCGUUUAGUUGUGUAUUGAAUCUUAAAGAAGGAACAGCUUUUCAAAACAGUAAUGAAAAGACUACCGAGUGGGUAAAUAAUGAAGCCUCCUGAAGACAAGCCAUGCUUUUGCUUUAUGACACUCCAAGUACUCACACCAUAAAACCUCAACCUGAAAAUUUUCCCUCACUUCGAUCUGUGACACAACAUUGACAUGCAGCACAUCAUUCGUGACUCCUUAGGUUGGUUCAACAAAAUGGAAGUGGAAAACAGCUUUCAUAGCAGAUUCUUUGAAUUUGUUGGGCUAUUUCUUAGCCUGGCUGCAUGACAAAGCAGGUUGAAAAUUGUUUUUGGCCUUAAUUUCUUUUAGAUGUUCUGUUCCUUUUAAAUGUUUUUUAAUCAGGGGCGCCUGGGUGGCUCAGUCGGUUAAGCGGCCGACUUCGGCUCAGGUCAUGAUCUCGAGGUCCGUGAGUUCAAGCCCCGCGUCGGGCUCUGUGCUGACAGCUCAGAGCCGGGAGCCUGUUUCAGAUUCUGUGUCUCCCUCUCUCUGACCCUCCCCCGUUCAUGCUCUGUCUCAAAAAUAAAUAAAACGUUAAAAAGAAAAUUAAAAAAAUGUUUUUUAAUCAUUGAGAUAUGUGGAGGAAAUAUAAAAUAUUUCUUAAGCAAGUAGUAUAAGAGAGAUGAAUUAGAACACAGUGUCUGGAAGAUAAUGAAAUAUUUACAAUGUUAAGAGGCUUUAUGGCUUACCCAGUGAAUACUAGAAUUUUUAAUUUAAAUGUCGAUUUUUCUAUUUUUAAUGACCACAAGAAAAAUGGCACCGCUUGAGCUGUCAUAUGUUUAUCUUCAGUGCUUUUCUAAUUAUGUCCUUCUGGAUUACUGGCUUUGGUGCCACAGACCAACUGCUCUAUAUUUAUGUUUUGGACCAAUGGCAUAAGUUGAACAUUUUGUUAGGUCGGAGAAUCCUUUUUGUUUGCGUCCAAAAUGAAAUAUUUAUAAAAUAUAUUAGUGUGUUUUCCUACCUUGACAAGUUCAGCUAUGUCGAUAUAAUUUGAUUUUUGAUGACUUCUUAAUCUUCAGAAUUGUCUGAUAAUUGGUACUUUGGAUACCAGUAUUCUUCACAUUAUAGCUUACAUCUCAAAAUUUAAACAAACUGUAGUGAAUAUGCAUGUGUAACAUAUACCCUAGAGGCUGAAUUUGGGAACCAAAUCUCUAAUAGGAGCUUGUCAUUUUCAAGUAGAAAACAGAAGAAGGAAAUGACUUUUGGUUGCAUCCUGAGAGUACUGAGGUUUUAUUGUUCCUAGCUUAUUCUAAUGUUAUUUCUCUCAUUUCUAGGAGUUCCCAUCAUUCUGAGAAUAUAUACCACAUGAAGAAUAUAAUAUCCUGUGACUUUACACUUUGUUUACAGAGGAUAUAUAUGAGUAUGCUGUUAAUGUAAAUUGUUUGGCCUUUGCUGUAUCCACUGUUACUGUUUUGCUGCCAAAAUGUGAGAAAUUAUCUUCUAUUCCUCCUACAUAUUGUGCAAGUGUUAAAAAAGUGGUCCAUUUCUAGUACCAGAUAAUUCACCACAUCUCUUGUCUACUUUUUAAGAAUCAGUAUAAAGAAAAACAAUACAUUAGGAUAAGGUUUGCAUAUAUGUAUAUGUGUUUUUACUGACACUUGGGCACUAGUAGCCUUGUGUGGGCCUCUUCCUGUCUGAUUUACUAAUCGGCUAUGAUGCUGCCAUGGAGAUGAUACUGUUUACUCUCUCCUGCUUUGUCCUAAACGGUAUUUGAGAAAUGAAGCCUGCGAAUUUCCCUUUGUGAUGAUAAUACAGUGAACUCAGCAGUAUCUUAGAUAAUUGAGCUGACCAUCUUGUCCCCACCCCUGUUUUGUCUACACAGUGAAUCAGAAGUCUUGUCCAGGUCUGCUUCAGUGUUUGCUAUUUUAUAUUGAUAUUCGAGCAUUUUGUUUUCUGUGAGCAACGUUCUUUGAUGCUGUGUGUGGGUGGCCCUUUUGGUUGAAUCUCUCCAAAUGUGGGUCAGCUGCUGCCACCUGGCAGAUGACAGGUGAUACGCUAAAUCUCCUGUCCAUUCUUGUAACUAUAGCCUUCUUAAUGGAAUUCUGCAACUGGAUGAGUAAUUAUAAAUGUCAUCUUUGCAGACACACAGGCUUAAGGAUGUCUACAAAAUUUUAAGACAUUUUUGCAAAGGGGGAAAAAAUAGUCUUGUAAAUACUGAAACAUUUCCAUGAAAUUUAUCCUGCUCUUGGGAAAAAAAAAAUCUCCUUGGCUGCAGAAAUAAGAUAAACUUUAUUUGCGAUGACCAAGGACAUAAAUGAAGAUGGAUUGAGGUGGAAAAAUUCUGUCUCACAAGUAAUCAGUGACAUCUGCCAGAGGUCAUUACAGCUACUCUUAACUGUGAACACUCACCAGCUAAACUACUCACUUGCCACAACCAAAUAACCUCUCAAAGUAAAUCCGAUACAUCUGUAUAUAUGUGUAGAUAGAAACAAAAAAAAAUCCUGAAAAAUUACUGUUGACUAUUAGUUAAGUCAAGGUGAAGAUAAUUAUAAAGAACAUUUAAAUAACCAUGGGCCUUGGUGAAAUGACUAUGGAGGCCAGAAUGGUGCAACAAGAUGUUAUUCACAAGUUUGUUAUUUUUUUAAGACCCAGAAAUCUCAGAUACUCAUCAUGAGAAUAAAGACUGUUGAAAAUGAAAUUAAAGCCAAGCAAUAAUGUGCCAAAAAGAGGCAGUUAUACCAGCAAGCGCAUCUAUACGAGCACACCAUUAUGUAACAUGGUUUGCCCCGUGAAGACUGACUGUAACCCACAGGAUAAAACAAGCAAAGGCAUAAUUUCUGCUUUCUUGCUAGAAAAACGUGUUUAGGAGCUCUAUAAAGAGAUACAGCGCCGGUGGACAUUAGUAGAGAUAAGGUAACAUCUCUGUCUUAAUGCUAGCCAAGACGAAAAAGGAGUCAAAAAGUCUUGCUAGCUUAAAAUUCAAGAUAGAUCCAACCAGAAACUUUGUUGAAACAGAGGGGUUAAAUAUAUAGUAAUUACUCUUCUGGACACUUGCACGUAGCAAAGCAAUUCAGUUAAUUCUGCCUAGAGGAUUACCAGCCUUAGCUAUGAAAAAAAUGUGUUCCCAAAUGUAAAAUAACUAAAACAUGAGUACUCAUAUCAAAAAGGGCCUCAAAUAAUGCCUUACAGAAAAUGAUAUUCCAGAUGGGCGUUUCUAAAUACUAGCCCUUUUUUCAGUUCAAGCUCAAAAUCAAUUGGCUGCAAAAAAAUAAGUCACUAUUUUACAUUUCAUAAAAAGAUACAAAUCAUCAACCAGCAUGGUGAGAAUUAUGAUGAGAAAUAACCUAGUGAUUUACAUGUGUUAAGGAGAAAUAAGUGGGAGAGAAAUGCUAACUUCUUUCUUGAUCUCUUAUGAUGCGGGGAUGUCACCCACUGAUUUGCAGGGUGAAAAUUAUGGCUUGCUUUUUAACAUUACUACUAGCAUUACUCUUUGUUACUUUAAAAAAUUAGAUUGCCUAUUUUUUAGCAAACUUCUAAGUGGAUAAAUGAUUUUUCUGUUUUAUAUCAUUGCUUUAAUAUCACGUGAAGACUGUACAAAGCAAACUAUGUUGAAUGGGUAGAAGGAGCUUACUCACGUUUAUCAGGAUCUCUUAAUGAUUUUAGCUGAGAUUCCGUAACGCUUCUUUUAGGCCACAUCUUUGAGUAAAUUAUUUUUCAUGUUUUCCAUCACAUCUUAAACUGAUGUUGGUAAAUCAGAAGAUUGCAGUAUUACAGUCAUGCUCCUCAAUCCCUAGAGGAGAGGAGAGACUAAUUUUUAUUUUAAGGACAUCUGGACAUAGCUUUCCUGAGGCUGAGAAAGGUCAACAGGGCCUGACCUGAAAACUCAAGAAAGAAAUAUACUAAUAAUUCCUAAAUUCCUCAAUGUAUUUAUCUCUGCUGUACUAACAUGUGAACAAUAUGUUGUGCAUAAUACUGUAGCCGGUUGUGGUAUGUCAAUACAUUUUGUAAGUGUGUAUAGUCUGUGAGUGGUUGGUUUUCUCUUUCUAUGUGUAGGAAAAAAAAACAUGCCGUGUCCCAUUUCAAAACCAAGUUCUGUCAUCGGGUAGGCACAUGUAUGAAAAUGAAUAAAGCCAACAGAAGUGUACAUGUGUAUUCAGUAACAGAAUUUGUCCUUUCAUUUCUGAAGGUCAGAAAGGGCUGUUGUGUGUGUUUGUGUGUGUGUGUGUGUGUGUGUGUGUUUUAUCAUUUCUGAGAGUAGGUAACAUAAUUAUCACAAAGGCUGAAUACAUUGGCAAUACACUGGCAUGUUAUUAAAUCUGCCAGGUUAAUUAACCAUGCCAUUAGUCACAGGUAAGGUCAGUUCUUUGACCACCGGCCUGAUUUACAUUCCUCACACAUCCUCUCCGUGGUAAGUGUGUGACUAGGAUGUACAUGCUAUGGGUGUGAUUGUGUACAUACCUUGUAUGAAUUAACCUAAAUCCUCAAAGAGUUGUACGAAAGCAGGAAAACGAAACAGUUGUUCAAAAGCCUCAAAAGGGCUAAUCAAUGAGUAUUUUCAUUUUCUACACAUAAAAAUGUAUACAUGGCAUAACUGUAAAUAGCUUACCCACAUAUAUAUACACACAUAAAUGCAUUUCAUUCAUACUGUUAAUAUUUAAAUAAAUCACAAAUUACAACAGUUGAAAGCUGCAUCUUUCCAUGACUGUUCUGUUUUCUAUACAUUAACAUGGGAUCAAAUGCUCCCGUUAAAUGGUGUUAUACUCCCAGGUAGCAGAUUUGGUGCUUAGGAAAGCCCUGCCUCACUAUGAAAAUCUAGUUAUUAUCAUAGACUGGUACCUGAGCACCUUCAAAGGUUUAAUGCUGUUCUUUAAGCACCUAAUUUUACAUCUGGAAAUGACAAACACUGGGGAAAAUCAAUUAUGUUUUGUAGGCUCCAUUUGUACAUUUAUUCGUGUGUUUAUUUGCACAGGCUGAUAAAAGCCCUACCUUUUUUUUAGAGAUCUAUCCAUAGGUUUCAAAACAGUAUAUGAUCCCUUGAAGAGGAAAAUGAUUGUACGCAUUCUCUUGAGAUGAGCAAAAUGUUGUUUAGCAACACCAAAGAGAAGUCAAAGAGUAAAAGUUUUUUUUUUUUUUUAAAUUACAGAUGAUGUUGGCAGGAUAAUAGAAUAUGAGCAUUUGGGAGUUCCGUCAAGUGGACUCAAGUAAAUUCCUAUUAUUGAUAACAGGUAAUACUGUGUGGACUAGAUAACAAGAUGAGAGACAUUAGCCAGCAAAUGUCAACACUGGACAACACUUGUCAACUUAUCACAAUUCUAAUCAGUGAACUGAUGUUUGAGUUUCUCUCAUUUUUCCUAAAAGGAAAUACUCUAUUAGAGAUCAAAAAGUCUGAUCUGGUUCCUGAAAUCUAAUGUAAUUUGACCCUGAUUCCUUGACACUAAAAAUUAUGUUGCCUGGGUAUUAGGUUGAAGAUAUAAAUGGACAUAUAAGAGUUUCCAUUAAUAGAGAACUCCAUGUGGCAAAGUGCAAAUAUAACCAUUUCUCAGUAGAAAGUUAAUAAUAUUUAAUAUGUAUUUAUGUUUUGGAGAAUUAAUGUGCCAUCUUUGUAUCUUAGAUAAAAAUAAAAGGCUAACCAAUCAUAAGAACACUGUAACUAUAGCUGCCUGUGUUUUUAAACUACUAAAACCACACUUGUUUAUAAGAGCAGAAUAUGUGAAAUCUUGAUGUUUGUCAAUAUUUACUGUUGCUUAAAAGAUAAAUUCGUGUAAUUAUUUUGGACGAUGUAUAUUAAUUUAAAUGCCACCCAGAAAAAUUAUAGCUGUCAAUGUGAAAAUCAUUUGUGUGUGUCAAUACUCAGCUGAGAAAGACCAAAAGUGUAGUGUAAUGUUAAAUCUCUGAAAAAAACAGUAGUACUCAAAGUGAAAUUCCAUUUAUGAAUGUAUCAAUAUUAGAAUCUAAAUUUAUAUCUUUUCAUGAUGUCUAUAUAUGAAAGUCAUAAAAUGGUUUAUUCAAGAAAGUCCCCAUCCUCCAGAAAUUGACCUACCAAUAAAAUUUUAUUUCCUAGAAAAAAAGAUGGAAUAUUAGGAUUUAAAUAAGGAUAGAUCAAGAUUUUGGAAUUAUAUACACUUCUGCUCUCAUUUUGAAUUUGACUUUUGAAUGAAGGAAGGAAGGAAAUUCAACGGAUGACUUUGUUUUACCCUCAAAAAAUUUUAAGUAUGAUUUUUUGCAUUUCAUUUUCCAUAAUAAACAUAAUAGAGAUUCAAA
This is a messenger RNA of Acinonyx jubatus (cheetah), 11746 nucleotides long. It is a transcript of the gene GPRIN3, whose product is annotated as GPRIN family member 3. NCBI's taxonomy places the organism in Eukaryota, Metazoa, Chordata, Mammalia, Carnivora, Felidae. The transcript has 2 exons. Gene Ontology annotation, biological process: neuron projection development. The coding region runs from base 502 to 2826 and encodes 774 amino acids. Gene Ontology annotation, cellular component: plasma membrane. The record is from RefSeq and is a predicted model, not a curated record.